CUUCAACCGAGAAUAAGGAAGAGGAACGAAUGGAGGCGAGGACGGUCAACAGAUAUCAAAUGGCUAUUUCCUGAAUCACACAACUUCAAACUUAUCAGAAACUGAAUUUUCUCAAUGGCUGCGAACUAUUGGCUUAGUUCCCAUGCGAACAAUCAUAUCCUGACGCGGCAUGACCUUCGUACCUCCCCUGGCAGAGCGAUUGAUUUGAAAUUUGCGAGCGAACGUGAAAUUGCAUGUGUUAACAUCUGGAGCUGCAAUGUUAUACAUAAGUUGGCCAAACGAUUGAAUUGUAGACAAAUCGUCACCGCCACCGCUGUCACCUAUUUCCGGAGAUUCUACGUUAAAAAUGCGAUUGCAGACACUGACCCAUGUCUUGUAGCCAGUGCUUGUAUGUACGUGGCAACCAAAGUUGAAGAAGCUCCUUGUCAUAUUAAAACCGUGGUCGAGGCCGCUCGAUUUGUGUUUGCAGAAUAUCCGGCUUUGGGUGCGUUUCCGACGGACGCAGCUGUUCUGGCGGAAAUGGAAUUCUAUCUCAUUGAAGAUCUUGACUUCCAUCUUAUCAUAUGGCACCCUUACCGUGAUUUGGCCCAUUUUACAGGCCGAGAAGAUUCCGCGGUACCUAAAGAUGCAUCCGAGAAAUUAUCGGAAUGGGUCCCUGCCGCCGGGUCGAAUUUCUACGAUGAAUAUCGCCGAGAAUGUGAUCGACAAGCAUCAAUGCUUGACUUGAGCGACGAAGCCCUUCAGAUGGCAUGGUUUAUCAUUAAUGACACCUAUCGCACAGAUAUCAUACUGCUAUAUCCCCCUUAUAUUAUAGCUUUGGCAUCAAUCUAUAUUACUGUUGUGCUUCAGCCUCACCCCUCUCUCAGAGCAAUCAAGCAACUUCCACCUCCAGUCCAUCUAACUUCAACCAACACAUCCAACAACACAUCCAAUGAAUCUAGCGCAGCGAACUCCAUUCGAAAGCAGUCUCUUCCCCCAUCCCAACAAACAGUCAACCCCCUGGACUUCUUUGCCCAUUUUCCACUCUCAAUGUCACUCGUCCUUGAACUCGUUCAAGAGAUUGUUGCGUCCUAUGAGCUCUGGAACCGAUUGGAAAACCCCCUUUUACCGAUCCAACGUCCACCCGAUAACCCUGCUGAUCUACCUUCUGGUCUAGCUUCAACUCGCCUCAAUCAGCCAUACAAUAACUCUACUAAUGCACGCCCAAUCCACGAAAGCAGCGAAUCUUCCCCAGCAUCCAAGGCAGCUGGCCUCAUGGCUGCAGCGAAGACAGGCGACAAAGCCGCUGAUGAAAGAGUGGUUGAAGUGUUGGUAAGGAUGCGUAAAGAGAGAGAAGCAGAUCUCGGUUAGUCUCUUUGAUCUCCAACAUUCUUCUGGUGUGAUAUGCGGUGAUCUGCUCUACACGCAGGCAACCGAUUGCUACAAGUUUCUUUUUCUUGUUUGAUCUGUUUAUAAACUCAUCUUUACUUGCUUAUGAUGAUGAGUCAGUUGUUCCUGUAUAUUCACGAGAAUCUUGGGGUUUCCCCUUUGCGAUGUGAUCGAAGACUGAAUAGGAUCAACUAUGGUGUUGUUUUCCUGAUUGAUGAUUUGAUGAAACUCGAUUGUGAUGAUGGUCUUAUGGUUUUGAUUACCUUUAUUUUCAUGUUUUAGUGUAUUUUGUAAGGAGCGCAAAUUUUGAAGUGAUGGAUUUUUGAGUUUUCAUUUGCCUUGCAAAUCAAGGCAAAUCAU
This is a messenger RNA of Melampsora larici-populina 98AG31, 1728 nucleotides long. RefSeq lists its product as uncharacterized. Gene Ontology annotation, biological process: positive regulation of transcription by RNA polymerase II. The record is from RefSeq and is a predicted model, not a curated record. The transcript has 7 exons. Bases 115 to 1350 code for a protein of 411 amino acids. Gene Ontology annotation, cellular component: mediator complex; nucleus. Gene Ontology annotation, molecular function: cyclin-dependent protein serine/threonine kinase regulator activity. NCBI's taxonomy places the organism in Eukaryota, Fungi, Basidiomycota, Pucciniomycetes, Pucciniales, Melampsoraceae.